This is a messenger RNA of Sitodiplosis mosellana (orange wheat blossom midge), 678 nucleotides long. RefSeq names its product 3-oxoacyl-[acyl-carrier-protein] reductase FabG-like. The transcript is spliced from 4 exons. The record is from RefSeq and is a predicted model, not a curated record. The coding region runs from base 1 to 678 and encodes 225 amino acids. Lineage: Eukaryota; Metazoa; Arthropoda; Insecta; Diptera; Cecidomyiidae.
AUGGGUUUCGAAAGUAAAAUUGUAAAUGCAAAAGGACUGGAAGAUGUGACGAAACAAAUUAAAAGUGUUGGCGGUUCAACUCCAUUGCAAGUUGUGGCUUAUGUGACAAAAGAUGCCAAACGUAUCGUCGAUGAAACAAUUAAACAAUUCGGAAAAUUUGAUGUGCUAUUGAAUAAUGCUGGCAAUUCGAAUCACGAUAAAAUUCAAGACCUAAAAAUGGAAGAUUUUGAUCGUGUAUUCAAUACAAAUGUCCGAUCUGUUGUCAUCCUGACCCAACUGUGUGUACCACAUCUUGAAGAAAACGAAGGGAAAUAUUGUGAAUAUUUCCAGCAUCGCCGGAUUGAAACCAAUUUCCACACUAACUGCAUACAUCCAGCGGUGAUUCGAACACCAAUCUUUGGUAAUGUUGGAAUGAACGAAGAAACAGCGAAUAAAUUGUUUGAACAAGUCAAAAAAGCCUAUCCAGUUGGACGAGUCGGUGAGGUGUCCAACACCAGUGAAGCUAUCGCAUUUUUAGCUGAUAACGAAGGGACAUCAUUCUUAACCGGCAUCUUCCUUUCCGUCGACGGUGGUAGCAUGGUUGCUGGAAGACGGCGAAUGCUUAAAAUAAUAAUGGUGAGCGCUUUCACUAUUCACUCUCUGUCUCUCCCUCCCUCUCUUCCUCACACAAUUCUCUAA